Molecule: messenger RNA, 1857 nt
Organism: Paramisgurnus dabryanus
Lineage: Eukaryota; Metazoa; Chordata; Actinopteri; Cypriniformes; Cobitidae
Source: RefSeq, a predicted model, not a curated record
GGAGAUUCAACAGAGAGGAUUUUAUUUAUUUCUUUUUUUUUACUUUGUAUUUUAGCUUUUGCAUACUUCAUACGUAUUUUGUUAAGGUGAAUGGCGACAUUCAGGAAACUUACGAGAAAAGUGUGUAUGGCUUUAAAUCUGUGUCGAUAUCGUCGGCGAUUCCUGCUCAUCUGCUCACCAUGUUUUGUGCUGCUCCCAGUGUACAUCUACGUCUCGGUAGUUUUGACCUAUGCCAUGACACACGGGACAUCCGUCGCUCGUCCCAUGCUACCCUUGCGCUUUAUUGCCAUUGGCCUCAGAUUCACUGAAAAUCUGGCUCCUCAUCCUGAAGAGCACUUUUGGAAAACCGAACUAGAUAAAGGAGCGCUGUGGAACUUUCUCCAGCAUAUUAAGGACCGCCGAUACAACCCAAUCCUGAAGCAAAAACUGGAUAGUGCAGAAGGCCUCGGCGACGGAGAAAGAUCCACUGGGAAGGAAAGUGGUGGAUCAUGUAAUCCAGAUUAUGAGAUUAGCAAGGCGAUUCCAGAUUAUGAGAUGUUAACAACUCAGAUGAAAGAUUUUGUUGUGUCCAUGCACUGUCGAGACUAUCCACUGAUUCUCGAGCCGUUGGACGUUUGUGACGAUGGACCACUGGCAAAGACUCGGGCUCCGCUGUUGUUCCUUGCCAUCAAAACUCAAAGUGCAAACUUUGAGAACAGGGAAGCGAUUAGAAAAACUUGGGGGCGUUCGGGAAAUGUGAUGGGUAGGGAAAGCGAAGGAGGCCUUGUCCGUAGGAUAUUCCUUUUGGGGAUGUCCAAAGACUUGCUUGUUGAAGAUAAAUUAACAUUUGAGAGUAAAAUGCAUGGUGACAUCAUACAGUGGGAUUUUGCAGACACCUUCUUUAACCUUACGCUGAAAGAUGUGUUGUUCUGGGACUGGUUCUCAAGGCGUUGCCCACACGCCCGUUUCAUCUUUAAGGGUGAUGACGAUGUGUUUAUUAGGACGCCGGCCAUCCUGGACUAUCUGCUGGCCGAGGAGAAGAACGUAGUAACUAACUUUACUAACGUAACUUCAUCUGUGUCUAUGCAAACAAAAAUGGACGACUUUAUUGUUGGUGACGUAAUAAACAAUGCAGCACCUUUACGCUCGAACCAAACAAAGUACUUCGUCCCAGAGAGCUUCUACAAAGGGAUGUACCCCUCAUAUCCUGGUGGAGGAGGAGUGGUGUAUUCUGGAUCUCUGGCCCUUAAACUUUCUCAGGUGUCAAAGAGAGUUCAUCUCUUUCCUAUUGAUGAUGUCUAUGUGGGCAUGUGCCUGCAGAGAAUAGGGGUCUCGCCUAUCCACCACCCGGCCUUUCUCACCUUUGACUUCCCUAUAGAUGAACCUAAGGAUCCCUGCGCAAACCACACCGUGCUCCUGGUCCACAAGCGUAGCCCGAAGGACGUUUUUCGGCUUUGGUCGGAAACAUUGACGCCCAGCCCCGAAUGCAGAAAUGCAACGCUGAGAGUUGAACGUGGAGAUGCUUAAGUGGACUGAAGCCACAUCUCAGUUUUUUGUUAUGCUAAAACAUGUUCUCAUCUAGCAGGUUUAGACAACUAGUAUUUUUAUCACUGUAUGUCAAAACAUUGUGAAAGCCAGUCUCUUGUAGCCUGUUUGGUGUGUUUUUGUGUUUAAUAAGAAGUAAGGCAAUUUACCCAACUGAAACCUGCUUUCAGGCCAUUGUGCAUUCCAUGUACUUUUGUAUGUAUUUAAAUGGAGGCUGAUUGCUUUGUAAUUAAAUUUAUUUAUAACUUAUCUGCAACAGAAAAUUGCAGUUUCAGUAUUAUAUGCAAUAUUACCCAAGAGUAACACAUUGAAAAGGUGAUCAUGCUUCUUUCA